AUUAAGUAAACUUUCACUGCGGGCGGUUCAGAAACUUUUAAAAAAACGAGUUUAGUUUUCUUGCGUUUACUUUUAUUUUAUGAAAUUUUUUUUUAUUGAAAAUAUAAAAAUAAAAGCAGAAUUGCAAACAAGUGCGUUGAAAAAUAAAAAAAAUUGAAAACUUGAAUUUAUUAUUGAAAGAAUCAAAAAGAAGUUUUUGGAAAAAAAAUAUAUAUAUGUAUAACUAAAACUAAAUAUAUAACUAAAAUUUUUUACCAAUUAAAAAAAAUAAUCUACAAAAAUAAAUUCAACUAAUAAAAGUAGGAACAAUAUAUACCUACAUACAUACAUAUAUACAUAUACAAGUAAAUGCACGUAUCUUACUUUAAAAUAAAGAAAAUAUUUAAAGUGAACAAAAGGAUAAUUUUGCAUGUGUUAUACAAGAGAAUUGAAAUAGAGCUAUACAUAUGUAUAUAAAUAAACCUACACACAUAUGUAUAUGUACAUAAGAAAAAAUUAGUUAGAAGUAUUAAAGGUAAAAAAACUUAUGUACCUACUAGCCUUUAUUAAAGUAACCAAAAAAAAACUUUCAAAUUAUGCGCUUUUUUGUUAUAAAAAAUGAAAUUAAAGAGAAAAAAUAAAAAAAUGGAAGUCAAAUUGAUCAAUUCACUAAAAGAAGAAUAGUUUGCGUUUUUUACAGUCAUAAAAAAAAUAUUGUUAUAGGAACAUAUUUAGUAACAUUUCUUUUAAUGUAUAUGACGAAAUGUUUGUGGAAAUUAAAAAUGGAAAAUCAAAAGCAACAAUUGCGAAAAUCGGAAGUAACUUUCUGUGUUGUGUGAAAUUAUAAAAAAAAGUCAAGAUUAUUGGAAAACUUAUUUUUAAGUAAAAAAAAAUUACAUAUGGAUUUACGUAAAAUAUAUGUAUAAGUUUUUUUACAUACAUAUGUAUGUAUAUUGUAUACGCUGAUUAAUGGAUCCAAUUUGCAUUUUUAAUAGAAUGCGCUCAGGUGAAAAUUUUAAAUGUAAAAAAUUGAGUCAUUCGAACAACAAUAUAGAAAAAGCCAAUAUUAAAGAUAAACAUAAAAACAAAGAAAAAUAAAUAUAGAAUAAAGGAAAGAUAUUUUAUAAUUUGCGGUAUGGGUUAGUCUUGCCAUUAUAAUAUUCAAAAUAUUAAAUGUUUAUUACAAAUCAUAGAGUAAUACAGAUUCUUCAACUCCUAAAUAUAAUUGUAAAUAGAAUUCAGAACUCACAAUAAGUAUUCAACAUGGAAACGAACAGCUAUUGCUUUAGUUGAUUAUUCUAGGAAUGCUUGAAAAAGAAUUAUAAUGAAAUAUAAAUAAACAAGAAAAGGAAAAUAAAUCAAUUAUAAUGAAAACUACAGCAAGUAAUCUAAAUAGAUCAUUAAAAAUGAACAAAACAAAAAACAAAAAUAUAAAAAUUUAAUAUGGUUAUAUUUUUUUUUAAACUGCAUACAUGAAGUAACCUAGUGCAUGAGUAAAAAAUAAUAAUAAAUAUAAAAUCAGAAUCAGAAGAAAGAAAUAUACAUUCUUCGAUUGUUAAAAAUUAAGAUGAAUUAAGUACAUAUAAAAGCUUUUACAUGUAUUAUAUAUUAUAUAAAAUUUAUAAGACGAAAAUAAUCAAAAGUUACAUAAAUAGUUCAAAUAAUACUGGAAGCCACAUAAGUAGGUAAAAACAAAAGGGAAAGUCUUCGAAUGUGAAAUCCCCGUUAUAUUUGUUGAGUAAAACAUUAUAUUAUGUUGAAACAAAAAAAUUAUUUAUAAUGAAAAUUUUGUAUAUAUCAAAAUAGGAUCAGAAGAGCAUAAUGAAAAGAAUAAUAAAAGUAAAUUAUGAUAGCAUCUAAAUCUGUUGUUUAAAGUAAAAAAAAUAUGACACAGUUAAAUCUUUUUAAAUUAACUUUUUAAUUUAUUUAAAAACAAAGUUAAAUAAAUUAGACAAAGUAAAAAAACCUAAAAAUCCUUAAAAAUAAUGAUUUUUAAUUUAUAAAUAAAAUUAAAUUAAAAAAACCAACAAAAUAAAACAAAAUUUAAAAGUAAAGCAAGAAAAUAUAUAUUAUAUCUUAAAUUUUAUCGAAUCAAAUUUAUAAAACAAAAAUCUUGUUUAUCUUUAAUUAUCUUAUUAGCGAUCUUCAAAAGAUAAGAAAAGGUCAAAAGCAUCUUUUAUCAACAGCCCACCUAAAUUUUAAUUAAAUUUCAAUUAAAUUGAAUUUGCUAUGUUUUAAAUCUAUUUGUUUUUUAAGCCCGCAAAAAGUAGUAAAAACAUACUUCUUUCUACAUUAUCUUAAUAAAUAAUAAAAUCUCGUAUAUAACGUAUGUACAUAAUUUACGAAAUACAUAAGAAGGUAUCACGAACAUCUGAUACCUUCUGAUAAAAAACAGCAACACCAAACAUAAAAAACGAAUUUCCGUUAUAUUGCAUACGUUGGCGUUAAAUUGGUUUAGACUGAUAGAAGAAUAGAAAAAAAAGACGAAAUUUGUAGUCGAUCGAUUUCUUCAAAAGGGUCGUAGUCAUCAUCAAGAAAUAUAAAUCAAGAGAAUCAAACAAUAAUAAAAAUCAAGAGAACAAGAAUAAACAAUAAAAAUCAGUUAAAAGACGAAUUCAUCUAUACUCAUAUUAAUAUGAAAAAAUAAUAAAACUACUCUUUUCAAAAGAAGAUUCUGAGAAUAACCUAAACGAAAAAAAAACUUCUCAUCAAUAAAAUCUUACGUGUGCUUAUACAUAUUGUUAAAUACAAAUUUUUAUUAUUACUUGGAGUUUUUACUUUGUUUUGAUGCCCUUUUGAUUUCCUUCUUUCUUCUGUUGAAGCAUAAUAAUUCAUACUUGUUAUAUAGUCAUAUAUGUACACAUAAUACAAAUAUUACAAAAAAUAUAAAGAAUAUUUCGAAAUAUACAAGAGCAAACAAAAAUAAAAAAAACAUAAAGACUGGCGUAUAGAUAAAUGAAAUAUGUAGGCAUUUUUAACUUUAUUGAAAAGGCUCAAACUAACACAAAAAGGAAAAACUGAAACAAAACUGAAUAAUAAGAGUUUGUAAACUAACAGAGGAAAGGAAUUAAAAGGAUACAUCUAACAAAAAAAACAAAGUCGUGCAUUAUAAAAAGUAGAAAAAAAAUCGGAAGCAUGUAAAAGGAUAUUCAAGUUUUUAUAUACGAGUUUUUUUAUUUCGAUUUUUCAAUGUUUUUAUAUGCUGGAAUUAUGUUGACUGCUCAUCUAAUAUGGAAAGAACAUUAAAGAAAGAACAUAAUUCACAACAAAAAAUUCUUUUGUUGAAUUGGUGAUGACCGCUAAACGUCGUGGUGAUCAGUUAAGGGACUGCUCUGUAAAAUUACCUUUGGAUAUUCUAUGGUUACCCAAAUCUGCAAUGAGGCCUGUAGGGCCAGAUACAGCUCAUUCCGACUGUAUAUUAGUCGUUGGUGUUUCCCGUCCUAAAUUGGCAGCAGUAUUUUUGACUGUUAUGCUGAUAUCAUUGUUUUUAACAUUUCAUGUAUUAUAUGAUAGUGCUGUAUAUAAUAUACAAGCAGCUCAAGCUGUAUCCGAACAACAUCGUUUGUCAUUAAUAACAAAUCGUUUACCAGAAGUUGUUAACCCAGGUGAUAUGAGUCCAAUUAAUCAUCCAAUGGUGUUUCCAAAUCGCGUACAUUUUCCAAAAACAAGUAGAAGAUUACCUCAAGCACUCAUUGUUGGCGUAAGAAAAUGCGGUACAAGGGCACUUUUAGAAAUGCUUUAUCUACAUCCGCGAAUACAAAAAGCUGGCGGUGAAGUACAUUUUUUUGACCGGGAUGAAAAUUAUAUGAAAGGGUUGGAAUGGUAUCGUAAAAAGAUGCCCCAUUCAUUUCGAGGACAAAUAACAAUUGAAAAAAGUCCAAGCUAUUUUGUAUCACCAGAGGUACCAGAACGUGUACGAGCAAUGAAUGCAAGUAUUAAACUUCUGUUAAUAGUUCGAGAACCUGUUACAAGAGCUAUAUCCGAUUAUACGCAGCUGCGAAGUCAUGCGACAACAGCAUCUGUUCCACUAGCGGAAAUACCUAUUAGACAACAAAUGCAACAACAGGAACAUACCGUAUUAUCAUCAUUAUCAUUUCAAUACUCACCAACAAACAACGAUUUAGGUGACAUAGAUAUAAGCAGCAAUAACGUAAAUGGAAAUAUACAUAAUGGUAGCGAUACUAAUGACAAUAGUGGUAGUAGCAGUAAUGGAAACAGCAAUAGCAUACGAAAUAAUUACAUUCCUGUUACAAGUUACACGGCAAAUGGAUUCAACGGUGGUACCUACAUAUCCAUACCCAGUUCAACCACAUCAUCUUCAACAUCAACAUCAGGUAUAUCAAAAACAUUUGAAGAGUUAGCUAUAUUUCCAAAUGGUACAGUAAAUGAAUCGUAUCGGCCGUUAACUAUAUCAAUGUACCAUUUACAUCUACACAGAUGGCUAGAAGUCUUCCCUAGAGAACAGCUGUUGGUUGUCAAUGGUGAUUUAUUGAUUGACGAUCCAGUAUCACAACUUAAACGAAUUGAAUCAUUUUUAGGUAUCGAACAUCGGAUUAGCAGUAAGAAUUUUUAUUUUAAUGAAACAAAAGGAUUUUAUUGUUUACGUUAUGAUAGUGGCGAUAGAUGUUUGCGUGAAACCAAAGGACGAAAGCAUCCUCAUGUCAAUCCUUUAAUAGUCUCGAAAUUAAGAAAAUUUUUUGCUGAAUACAAUCAAAAGUUUUAUGAGUUAGUAGGUGAAGAUUUAGGAUGGCCAGAAGAAUAGGAACUAAUAUAGUAAUAAUAAAACAUUGACAUAUACUCUACAUAUCAAUUUAUAUAAUAUUAUAUAUAAGUAUUUAUCCCACAUGUAUACUUAAUAUGUGUGUAGAUAUAAAAAAAUGCGAAACUGGUGAUAUUAUACUAUUACACUUAUUAAAAAAAGUUACAUUAGAAAAUAUUGCGUCGGCAUGUAUAGUUAUGUAGAUAAAUAUACAUACACAUAUAUUUCUAAUAUAAUAUAAUAUGUAUUAUUAUUCAAUUUCUUUUACACUUUUAAUUGAAAUUAAAUUAAAAAAAAUAUAUAAAGAAAUUUGAAUGCAAAUCAACAUAAGUAUGUAAAAAAUAAGAUGAAUUUAAAAAAAUCGUAUACCGUCGUUAUGCUAUGUUAUAUAUUGUAAAAAAUAACUGUAAGCUAAAAACUGAAUGGUAAUUAUUAUAAUAUAAAAAAAACAACAAAAUUAAAUCCGAAAUAUAAAUAAUGAUGAAUGAGGAGUAGAAAAUAUGAAACGUAGGUGCGUUAAUAUAAAAUUAUAAUUUUUUAUCUUUCAUAUUCAUAAAUGUCAAACUGCAUGUGUCAUUGUGUGUAUGUAAUAUAAUAUACAUAGGUCAGCGUACUAAUAUGUUUUAAUACGUAAUCAUAUUGUUAAUUUAACUAAUUAUGAUACAAUACAAAAAAAAUUGAAAGUAGGUAAAAAAAUUAAUAAACAGAUAGAGGUAAAAAUUUUAUUUAUUAUACAAAUUUGGUUUACGUAAGAAGAUGCAUAUAUACUUAUAUUAUACGUUUUGAAAUACAAUUUAAUAUGUAUUUAUAAUUCAAGAACAAUUUAUUAAUUACGUUAUGAAUAAAGUAUAUGGACAUUUUACAUUAUUUUUUUUGCUUUAUUAUUGAAAUAAAGAAAA
Molecule: messenger RNA, 5637 nt
Organism: Condylostylus longicornis
Lineage: Eukaryota; Metazoa; Arthropoda; Insecta; Diptera; Dolichopodidae
Gene: Hs3st-A
Product: heparan sulfate glucosamine 3-O-sulfotransferase 5
Exons: 8
Coding region: 3272-4741 (489 amino acids)
Molecular function (GO): [heparan sulfate]-glucosamine 3-sulfotransferase activity
Source: RefSeq, a predicted model, not a curated record